AUGCUUGGUGCGCGGACGUUACACGCCGCGAACGAGCAGCUGUGCAAGCUUCGGGGUUGCACGGAAGAGUUUGGCGGGAUUCCCAUUGUUGUCUUCUGUGGCGACUUCCACCAGUUCCGCCCCGUUCAAGAGAGGUCGAUUCUCCUCCCAAGCGCUGCCAUUCCGUGGGACGAAGAGAGAACGUUCAGGACGGAACAGAGAUACCAGCACGACAAGGCGCAUGCUCUGUGGAAGAAGUUUACCACCGUAGUCAUGUUGAAUGAACAAGUCCGUGCUGCUGGGGAUCCACGGCUGCGCGGGCUGCUAACGCGGAUCCGGGAAGGCAUACAAGACCAGACCGAUGUGGAUCUCCUGAACAGGACGUGUUAUCAGGAAGGCAGACGGAUCCCGUGGGAGUCGGGCAUUACAGUAGUAACGCCGCUGAACAAGAACCGGUGGAAUUUGAACGUCGAGGCCGUGUUGUCUUUUCAGAAGCAACGGCAGGCACCGAUGCGAAUCUUCAUUUCCGAGCACAAGUGGAAAGAUGGGCAACCUACAGAGGAGGAGGCUCUCAUGAUGAUGGGCUACGGUGACGACAGCGCGAUACCGGUUCCUGCGAUCUUCAUGUUCGUCCCCGGCAUGGCUGUCGUCGUGAACCAGAACACCCAUCAAGGCCUGAAAGUAGUCAACGGAUCCAGAUAUGUGGCAUUAGAUGUCAUUCUGGACAAGAAGUACCCAGGCUAUCGCAUCUCCCGUGAUACCACCCUCCACUUUGGCCCCCCGGCCGGGGUCCUGCUAGCCUCCGAGUCAACAAGAGACUUGCACUUCGUAGGCAUGCCACCCGGAACCGUCCUUCUUGCACCCAUCAGCACAAAGAUAGAGUGUCAGAGCAAGCGGCCAUGGCAACAAUGCGACGUUACUCGUCGGGGAUUACCCUGCGCAGCCGCGUUCGCAUGCACCGACUAUAAGGUGCAAAGUAGGACGUUAGACCAGGUGGCACUGGAAUUGCGGGGGACUCGGACGACGAAUAUCGACGGGAAGGCUGUUCCGGCGCAGUGCGACCCGUACAGCUUGUACGUGCAGCUGUCACGGAGCCGAUCGCUAAAGGGCAUAAUGCUUCUGUCCAAGGCACGAGGGAAGGAUUUCAUAGGCAACAAAGUGCCGGACAACAUGGUCGCUGCGGAGCAAGAGCUGGAAGUGCUAAGCGAGACGACAAUUAAGGAGGCAGAAUGCUGGGACUGGACAGAAUAA
Messenger RNA from Pochonia chlamydosporia 170, 1230 nucleotides. RefSeq lists its product as hypothetical. The record is from RefSeq and is a predicted model, not a curated record. Bases 1 to 1230 code for a protein of 409 amino acids. Lineage: Eukaryota; Fungi; Ascomycota; Sordariomycetes; Hypocreales; Clavicipitaceae. The transcript has a single exon.